AUGGGGUAUGGGCAAAUCCUCCACCGGCGGGGGAAUGAGGAGGACCAGGUCCACCUCAACGUGGGAGGGGUACGAUACGAAGUGGAUCCGGACAUGCUGCUCCGCUUCCCUCACACGCGCCUGGCUCGUCUGCUGCACUGCCAAAGCGAGGCGGCAAUCCUGGAGCUGUGUGACGACUACAGCCCGGCCGAGAAGGAGUACUACUUCGACAGGAAUCCCCGGGUUUUCCUGUGCGUGCUCAACUUCUACCACACGGGACGCAUCCACAUGAUGGAGGAGCUGUGCGUCUUCUCCUUCAGCCAGGAGAUCGAGUACUGGGGCAUCCCGGAGUUCCACGUGAGCCCCUGCUGUAACAACUGGUACCACGAGAGGAAGGAGUACAUCGAGGACAGAGACUGGGACGUCAGGAGCGAUGACCAGCAACAGCCAAGCUUCGACUCCUCCUUUGAGGAGCUCUCUGCUCUUGAUAAAGACCUGGCCAAGUUCAAAGGUGCCUGGUGUGCGGAGGUGAGGAGCUACGUUUGGCUCAGGCUGGAGGAUCCAGGUCACUCGAGAGCUUCAAAGAUCAUCGCUGUGGCCUCCCUCAGCUUGGUGUUGACCUCUAUCGUCGCCAUGUGUGUCCACAGCAUGCCCGAGUUUCAGCGUGUGGACGACAAUGAGAGACCCAUCGAGGACCCUGUCCUCACCAUCCUGGAGGAGAUCUGCAUCGCCGGCUUCUCCGCCGAGUUCAUCAUCAGGCUGAUCGUCGCGCCCUCCCGCAGGAAGUUCCUCGGAAACCCCUUAAACAUCAUCGAUGUUGCCUCCAUUUUGCCAUUUUACGCCACUUUAGCUCUGGAAACAGCCGACGAGGAGGCCGCAGAGGAGAAUGAGGACUUAGAAAACGUGGGGAAGGUGGUGCAGGUUCUGCGCCUCAUGAGGGUUCUCCGAAUCCUCAAACUGGCUCGCCACUCCAUCGGGCUGCGAGCGCUGGGUGCCACCAUCCGCCACAGCUACCACGAGGUGGGUCUACUCCUUCUCUUCCUCUCGGUGGGCAUCUCCAUCUUCUCUGCCCUCAUCUACUUUGCAGAGAAGGAAGAGGAAUCGACAGAUUUGGGGACCAUCCCUUCGGGCUGGUGGUGGGCUACAAUCACCAUGACCACAGUCGGUUACGGUGACACCUGCCCGGUGACGCUGGCGGGAAAGAUCGUGGCCACCUUGUGUAUUGUCUGCGGCCUGUUAGUGGUGGCUCUGCCCAUCACCAUCAUCUUCAAUAAGUUUUCCAAGUACUAUCAAAGAAACAAAGCCAUGGAGGGACAGUGUGUCACUAAACCUGAAAGACAGGACCCAGAACUCCCUUAUUAUAAUAUCAGAGACCUGUUCACAGACAGUCUUUAUCCCUUUAUAGGAGCUUUCGCCUUCAGGAACAGCGAGAGCAGCGCAGGGGACGAUACAGAUGCCUCCAGUCUCCAGGACAUGGAGGUGUACGAUAAUGAUACUUGUGAAAAUGGGGCAGCAAAAUGA
This is a messenger RNA of Chelmon rostratus (copperband butterflyfish), 1500 nucleotides long. RefSeq names its product potassium voltage-gated channel, delayed-rectifier, subfamily S, member 3b (gene kcns3b). The coding region runs from base 1 to 1500 and encodes 499 amino acids. Gene Ontology annotation, cellular component: voltage-gated potassium channel complex; membrane. Lineage: Eukaryota; Metazoa; Chordata; Actinopteri; Chaetodontiformes; Chaetodontidae. Gene Ontology annotation, molecular function: protein binding; voltage-gated potassium channel activity. The record is from RefSeq and is a predicted model, not a curated record. The transcript has a single exon. Gene Ontology annotation, biological process: potassium ion transmembrane transport; protein homooligomerization.